AUGUUUAUGAUAGUUUACAAUAUUUAGAAGCAUGGCAAUUUUCAUAAAUUACGAAUAUUCUUUUGUUGUAAAUGUUUAAUGUGCUUAACAAAAACGUUUUAAUUGUUUAACAACAUGAAAUUAUCUUGUUAUUAGAUACAAUAAUAAAUUUAAUUUCUCUUUUUUUUAUAGAGUUAUUUUAUGGAAAUAAAAAAUCGACGUUCUGAGCUGGUGUCGUCAAUGUCAAAGACUUAUCAGUCGAUUAGCCCAAUGCUUGUGAAACUGGAAAGCUUAGUGUUAGGUACUUCCACUGGAACAAAUCCAGCCAUGCAGCUCUUAUAUGAAAAAUACGAAAAGAAAAUCUUUGCUGCUUUCAUAAUAUGUAUGGUAAGAAACAUGGAAGUUCUGAACAAAAUGUUAAACGGUACAAAACCGAUCUUCCAAGUAGACGCAUUAUUAAUAACAUCCGAAGUAAUAUUACGCCCAUCGCCCACCGAGAUCUAUAGCAUCAUUUGCCACGAUGUACGAGAUCUGCUCGAAAGACUGAAGGGAUUCUCCAGAUGGAUGAAUGGAUCUUGUUUGGAGUGCAAAUCGCAGAAGAGAGUACAUUCGAAAGAUUUUGUCGUUUUCAGCUUCUUCGAAGACGUGAUGAGCGUUCGAGUAAUUAAUGAUCUCGUGAGAAUGGUUCACGACACGGCGUAUAGAAUCUCGACGGAAUGUUGGCGGUACCUGCACAGAUGGAAGAAAUACAGCAACUUGUGGUCAUUUGACAAAAAUCUGGCUUGUGAGAAAUUCGCAUCGACAAACCCUACGCUUUUACAGUACGACGAAAAGUUUACGUUUUACGAAGGCAUUUUGGAGGAACUCGAAGAUAUGUCACUCUAUUUCGACAUAAAUAGUGUACGGCUCAAUCUGAAACCGCUUUUAUCAGGCAUCGAACGUCAAGCGAAAGAAUGGAAACAGGUUUUAGGGAAUUACCUUCUAUCUGACACUGUGCUGGCUAUGAGCAGACUAAAAACUCAAAUUGACACCUUUCGCGGCGAGAUCGAGCUGGUGAUCACCGGACUGGAUCGUUUCGUGUCGAUCAUGCAGGCGAUCUCCGACGUGAGAAAUACGGCGAUCCAAGCCGAGGUGCAAUUUCUCUGUUAUCAGGAGUGCUUUCAAACCAUGCGUGCCCACGGAAUUGCUUUUUCGCCGUCGGACGAAGCGAUGGCGUACGAACUGCAACACGACUGGGAAUCGUUGUACCUCGAAGCACUCUAUAGAGCUUCGACUUUGGAAAGCACGUUCGAAAAAUUUUCUGCUCUAACUCGAGAGCAAAUCCAGCAAUUCUUGGAGGAAAUCGCGAUGUUCGCCGAAGAUUUUGAAAUCGACGGCCCCGGAAGCAUCGGGGACGACCUGGAGCUCGGACUGAAGAAAAUGGACGAAUAUGGAAAGUUAAUUAACAAGUAUGAGGAAAGGCGAUUGGAUCUGAUAAAGUUAGAAAACUUGUUCGACUUACCGUCCACCGACUACUCAACUCUCCUCAAGAUCAAAACUGAAUACGAAGCUAUGGAGAUGCUGUACAAUCUCUACAAGCAGCAAAGAAGCGCGCGAGAGGUUUGGGCGAAGACUCUGUGGGUGAAUCUGAAUCCCCAGCUGCUCAUCGAGGAGAUGGAACAUUUCUUAAGGGAAUUCCGGCGACUGCCGAAAUCCAUCAGGCGUAUGAAUGUCGGUCACGCAUUGGAGACCAACAUGAAGAACUUCAAGAACUCAGUGCCGCUCUUUAUUGAGCUGAAAAACGAAGCUAUGCGCGAGAGACACUGGCAAGAGUUGAUGAGAAGGACCGGACAGUAUUUCGAUAUGGAUCCGGACAGAUUUACCUUAGAAAAUAUGUUCGCUAUGGAUCUGGGCAAGUAUCAAGACAUUGCGCAAGAUAUCGUGAUGCACGCCGUAAAAGAGCUUGCGAUAGAAAGAGGCGUGAAAGAAUUAGCGGAAGUAUGGAAGUCCAUGGAAUUUAACAUGGUGAAACAUUACAAAGGUACGGAAGACCGUGGCUUUAUUCUCGGGCCACUCGACGAAUUAAAUCUGGUACUUGAAGACAACAUGCUGAUCGUGCACAGCAUGGCAGCCUCGCAGUUCAUCGGGCCGUUUCUCAACGUCGUUCAGAAAUGGGAACGCACGAUGCACACGAUCUCCGAAGUUCUGGAAGUGUGGGUGGACCUUCAGCGAAAGUGGCUGUAUCUCGAGGGCAUCUUCGUGGGCGGCGACAUUCGCCUUCAGUUGCCGGACGAGACGAAGAGAUUCGAUAAUAUCGAUCAGACCUUCCGAAAAAUCAUGACUGACACGUCGAAAAGGCUCAAUGUCUUAGAAUGUUGCAUGGUUUAUGGCCGAAAGGAGGAGUUCGAAUCUAUGAUAGCGGCUCUCGACAAAUGCCAGAAAUCAUUGACGCAAUACUUGCGCAACAAGCGCAUUAUAUUCCCGAGAUUCAAUUUCAUCAGCGACGACGAACUGCUGAGCAUUCUCGGUAGUGGCAAUCCCACGGCAAUUCAGGAACACAUAGGAAAGAUGUUUGAUAAUCUCGAUAAGUUCACAUUAGUACCAGACCACAUGGAUAGACUGAUGGCUACUGCCCUCGUGUCCUGCGAAAAAGAAAUUAUGGAUUUCAGAAACCCCGUGUCCACGGAAGGUCAGAUCGAAAUCUGGAUGGGUUUGGCUCUCGAAGAAAUGAAGAGAUCGAAUCGAUAUCUAACUAAGAAGGCGGUCUACAAUUACGGCAAGGUGCGAAGACCGAGAACAGAGUGGAUACUCGAGUUUCAAGGAAUGAUGAUUCUUGUGGCCAAUCAAAUAUGGUGGACUGCAGAAGUUGAGAAUGUUUUCGACAAGAUAUCCCAGGGGAAUAAACGUGCAAUGAAAGAAUAUUUACAACAACUCAACACUCAAUUGGAUGAAGUGGUGACACUGAUGGGUACCGGCAUGCUUACAAAUAAUGACAGAAAGAAGAUUGACAUGGUUUUAACCAUCGACGUGCACAUUCGUGACAUUAUCUCAAAUUUUGUUAGAGACAACAUUGAGGACCCGACAGAAUUUGAAUGGGAAAGCCAAUUAAGAUUUUAUUGGGUUCAUGAUCUGGACAAUGUAUGGAUGAACCAAUGCACAGGCACUUUCGAAUAUGGUUACGAGUACAUGGGCCUUAAUGGCAGAUUGGUCAUUACGCCUCUGACGGACAGGAUAUACCUCACUAUUACACAAGCUCUUUCGAUGCACUUAGGCGGCGCACCGGCGGGUCCUGCUGGAACCGGAAAGACCGAGACAGUCAAAGAUUUAGCGAAAGCUCUCGGGCUCCUGUGCAUUGUAACUAACUGCGGCGAGGGGAUGGACUACAUCACGAUCGGGAAAAUUUUGAGUGGUCUCGCUCAGUGCGGAGCAUGGGGUUGCUUCGACGAAUUCAAUCGUAUCGACAGCUCUGUUCUCUCUGUUAUCUCGACCCAGCUGCAAACUAUACGCUCGGCGCUGCAAGUUAAGGCUCAAAUAUUUACGUUUGAGGACCAAGAUAUCGCGUUGGACUCGAAGGUGGGUGUCUUCAUCACCAUGAAUCCAGGAUACGCCGGUCGUACAGAGUUACCGGAGUCCGUUAAGGCGCUCUUCAGACCGGUGGUCUGCAUAGUGCCGGACAACGAGCUAAUCUGCCAGAUCAAGCUCUUCAGCGCCGGUUUCCUGACGGCGAAGUUGCUCGCGAAGAAAAUGACCGUUCUGUACAAGAUGGCGAGGGAGCAGCUGAGCAAGCAAACGCACUACGACUUCGGCUUGAGGGCCCUCAAAUCCGUGCUUAAUAUGGCCGGUCAGUUGAAAAGGACUUCCAGCGACUUGCCCGAGAACGUCGUGUUGCUGAGGGCUCUCAGAGACAUGAACUUACCUAAGUUUAUAUACGACGACGUGCCGCUCUUUCUUGGUCUGAUCAGGGAUCUCUUUCCCGACUUGGAUUGUCCCAGAAUGCGCUAUCCAGACUUUAAUGAGGCGAUUGAGACGGUAUUGGAGGAACAUGGCUAUGUCGUUUUACCUGAGCAAGUUGAUAAGGUUAUUCAGCUAUAUGAAGUGAUGAUGAUCAGACAUUCGACGAUGGUUAUUGGUCCAACUGGCGGUGGUAAGACGGUGGUCAUCGAAACGCUUUGCAGGGCACAGACGCACCUCGGUCAAUCCACAAAACUACACAUUCUAAAUCCAAAGGCUUGCACCGUCAUCGAAUUGUACGGAUGGCUUGAACCUACGACGCGCGAUUGGACGGAUGGUCUUCUAAGCAGCAUCUUUCGAGAAAUAAAUCGACCACUGGAUCCCGACAAGGUUGAAUGUAGGUACAUCCUCCUCGACGGAGAUGUCGAUCCGCUGUGGAUCGAAAACAUGAACUCAGUAAUGGAUGACAACAAGCUGUUGACUCUGCCCAAUCAAGAGAGGAUUAAACUCCAAAAUCAUUGCAGUCUUCUCUUUGAGGUAGGCGACUUGCAGUAUGCCUCACCUGCGACGGUUUCACGAGCGGGAAUGGUCUAUGUGGAUCCGAAGAAUCUAGGCUACCAGCCGUACAUGGAUAAGUGGAUAAAAGCCAAAAAUAUAGCCGAUCAAAAUUUUCUUCGAGAAAUGUGCGAGAAAUACGUGCACAGCUCACUUACGCUUAUUACCGAAGGAAUGUUGGGCCUUGAGGAAACCAAACCACUUCGGAUGAUCAUACCGCAAACUGGACACAAUAUGGUAUCUCAAUUCUGCUACGUAUUUGACGGUUUGUUGUCGUCGUGGAAAGAUGGAUUGACGAAAAAAAAGUCGGAAACCGAUCUCCAAGAAGACGACAAUUCGGUGUCGAAAGAGGAGCUCUGGGAAGCGAUGUACAUUCAAGCGUGCUAUUGGUCGUUCGGCGCAUCUAUUGUGGACGAGGCUCGCUACAAUUUCGAUGAACAUAUAAAAAAGAUAUGCGGACUUAUGUCAAGAGAAGACUCACCUGCUAAACUGACGACUGCUAGGUAUAUACCGGUGUUUUUUCCAACCCUUUACGAUUAUAUGCUGGAUGUUCAGAACAGUGUUUGGCUGGCAUGGAAAUGGUUGGUACCGGUGUAUGUUCACGAUGGACAAAAGAACUUCUCGGAUAUUUUAGUACAGACGAUUGAUACUCUGCGUACCAAGUGGUUCAUAGAUCUCAUGAGCAAUCUGCAGAGACCGGUACUGUUGAUCGGAGAAACUGGCACGUCGAAGACAGCCAUUAUUCAUGAGUUUCUAAGGAACUUAAAUCUCCAAAAAUUUGAGCAACUCUUAAUUAACUUUUCUUCGAGAACCACGUCAAUGGAUGUGCAAAGAAAUAUCGAAUCGGUAGUGGACAAAAGAUCAAGAGAAGUAUAUGGUGCACCGCCUGGAAAGAAAUUAAUAGUUUUUAUCGAUGACAUGAACAUGCCAAUCGUGGAUAUUUACGGAACCCAACAGCCCAUCGCGUUCCUUAAACUAUUAUUUGAGAGAGGUGGCUUUUACGAUCGCGGACGAGAUUUGAAUUGGAAGUAUAUGAAAGACAUCUAUUAUUUAGCAGCCAUGGGAGAACCCGGUGGUGGUAGGAACGAAGUCGAUCCGCGUUUUAUCUCGUUGUUCUCGGUUUACAAUGUGACUGUUCCGACGAACGAGACUCUCAAUUACAUUUACACGAGUAUCCUGUCUGGACAUCUGCAAACGUUUUCGGAAGAAGUUCAGUCUAUCGCCAACGGACUUGUGCAAUUGAUGUUAGAACUUUACGAGACAGUUAGGAAGGAGCUACUGCCGACACCAUCCAAAUUCCACUACAUUUUCAACAUGCGAGAUCUCUCGAGAAUCAUGGCCGGAUUGCUUCAGAGUCAUCCUGACUUCUUUCCAGGCGUAAAGCAGUUCGUUAGGCUCUGGAGAAAUGAGAUCACUCGAAUUAUAUGCGAUCGUCUCAUCAGCGUGCAAGUAAUAAGUCUCCUCGCUUUUUUUGUCCAUAAAAGUUUUAUUUUUACAUGAUACAUUUCGUUAUUCCAGGACGAGAACUUGGUCAUCAAGCAAUUGAAUGAAAAAAUACGGAAUUAUUGGGACUUAGACCCUGAAGUGAUUCAGUAUAGCUUAAGAGACCCGAUACUCUACGGCGAUUUCAGGAAUGCCUGUAACGAGGAUGAGCCUAGAUUUUACGAGGAUAUGUUGGAUUACGAGGCGGUUUACAAUUUGUUUCUAGAGAUUUUCGAAGAAUACAACGAGAGGAACAGAACUAAGCUGCACAUGGUUCUUUUCAACGACGCGCUAGAGCACCUAACCAGAGUUCACCGUGCACUUCGGAUGCAUCGCGGUCAUGUGCUGGUUAUCGGCACGGGUGGCAGCGGCAAGAAAUCCGUGAUAAGAUUGGCAUCCUUCGCCGCUGGUUACCAGCUCUUUCAGAUCGUCCUGAGUCGCGGAUACAACGAAGCGUAUUUCCGCGAGGACAUGAAGUAUCUGUACAACAUGGUCGGCCUGGAGAACAAGAAGGUCGUGUUCAUGUUCACAUCAGCUCACAUCAAGGACGAAAGUUUUCUCGAGUUGGUGAACAGCAUGUUGACGACAGGCUUUGUACCGGCUCUUUUUAACGAAGAAGAGAAAGAUACGAUCGUCACUUCCUGCAGAGACGCAGCGGUUAAAGCAGGCUUUGAUAUCUCAAAGAAGAGCGUCUGGUCGUACUUUGUCAAGACAUGUACCGCAAACUUACGAAUAGCACUGGCGAUGAGUCCAUCGGGCGAUACCCUGCGGAUGCAUUGUCGCAAUUAUCCCGGCUUAAUCAACAACACCACCAUAGAUUGGAUGUUUCCGUGGCCACAGCAGGCCUUGGUGGCGGUGGCGAACGUUCUUCUCAGAGACAAUCCGAUUGUACCGCAAGAGUACAAAGAGGUGAUCGUGAGUCACAUCGUGUACGUACAUACAUCCGUAUUGCAAUAUACAGUGGACUUUGCGACGAAGCUGAGGCGACGAAAUUAUGUCACGCCGAGGCAUUUCCUGGACUUCAUCGACACUUAUCUGAAAUUGUUGAUGGAGAAGAAGAACUUUAUUAAUUCGCGCCGCACGCGUUUAUCCGGAGGAUUGCAGAAGAUCAUGGACGCUUCAGUAUCUCUGAAGGAACUAAAUAAAGUCUUGGCUGUGCAAACAAUCAAAGUAAAUGAUCAAACGAGAAGCUGCGAACAGUUGCUUGCGUCCAUCGGCGAGAGCACGGAUGUCGCAAUGCAAAAGAAGCACCUGAGCGAAGAGAAAAGGAAGGAAAUUGCAGACAAGAAGAAAAUAAUUGCCAAAGAGGAAGCUGAAGCUAAGCAGGCUUUGGCGGAGGCCCAACCGGCCCUCGACGCGGCCAAACUCGCAUUGAGCGAACUCGAAAAAGCGGACAUCACUGAGAUAAGAUCCUUCGCCACUCCGCCCGAACCAGUGCAGGUUGUUUCGGAAUGCGUCGCGAUACUCCGGAACGUCAGAGACGUGUCGUGGAAAGGUGCGAAAGGUAUGAUGAGCGAUCCUUAUUUCUUGAGGCACUUGCAGGACAUGGACUGCGAUCAGAUCACUCUGCGGCAACAGCAAGCGGUACGGGCACAUAUGAAGAAGACGGACAAGCUAGAUCAGAUGCAAGUCAUCAGCAAAGCAGGCUACGGCUUAUAUAAAUUUGUGCUUGCCGUUCUGGAUUAUUGCGCUGUUCACAGAGAGGUGAAGCCGAAGAUCGACAGAGUUCAUGCUCUCGAAGCGGAGUCCGAAAAAGCCAAGCUCGCGUUAGAAAAGGAGGAGCGGGAAUUAAAGCGAUUGGAGGAUACAAUCCAGGAGUUGAACGCGAAAUACAAGGUCGCGAUGACCGAGCGACAGAGUCUUCAGGACGAAACAAACUUGCUGCAACGACGUCUUUUGGCCGCCGAUAAGCUAAUCUCUGGAUUGUCCUCGGAAAAUGAACGAUGGCGGAAGGAUUUGGAGAGUCUUCAUGACAAUAUGGAGAAGAUCGUGGGAAAUUGCUUGCUCGGGGCGUCUUUUCUGGCCUACAGUGGACCGUUCUCCUACGAGUUCAGGAAUGAAAUGUACAGCGACUGGCAAAGGAAUAUCUUAGAGAAGGAGUUACCCUUAUCAAUGCCUUUCAAGCUCGAAACGCAAUUGAGCGACGACGUUGAAAUUAGCAGAUGGAAUUCGGAAGGUCUUCCGCCGGAUGAACUAUCCGUGCAAAAUGGCAUACUAACCAUAAAAGCAUCUAGAUUUCCGCUUUGCAUUGAUCCGCAGCAACAAGCGUUGAAUUGGAUUAAGAAGAGGGAGAAGAAGAACCUGAAGGUCCUCUCCUUUACGGAUGCAGAUUUCUUGAAGCAAGUCGAGUUGGCUAUUACAUAUGGUCUGCCUGUGGUUGUCGAAGAUGCCGACGAGGUUGAUCCCAUCUUGAAUAACGUCUUAUCGCGAAAUAUCCAGACUGCUGCGGGACGAACUUUCGUCAUUCUCGGCGACAAGGAGGUAGAUUACGAUCCGCAAUUCCGGAUAUAUUUGACAACGAAAAUGACCAAUCCGAUGCUGGAUCCUGCCUUGUAUGCCAAGGCGGUCGUUAUCAAUUACAUGGUCACCACAGCAGGUUUGGAGAACCAACUUCUGUCGGUGGUGGUGAGAACUGAGAGACCGGAUAUCGAGGAGCAGCGCGAAACGCUGAUCAUGGAUACUAGCGAGAACAAGAAUCUGCUGCAGCAACUGGAGGACAGUCUUCUGCGCGAGAUUGCCGCGGACCAGCGCAACAUGGUGGACAACAUCGAGCUGAUCGAGACCUUGGAGAAUAUCAAAUCAAGCGCCAAGGAAGUGAUGAGCAAACUGUCACUCGCGGAAAUCACUUCGGCCGACAUAAACAAGCUACGCGAAAACUAUCGUCCGGUGGCGGAGCGGGGCGCAAUUCUGUUCUCGGUUUUGGUCGAUAUGGCCACCAUAAACGACAUGUAUCAGUACUCCCUGAACAGCUACGUCGAGGUGUUCAUUCACUCGCUGAAGAGAUCGUUACCGGAUCCGGUGAUCGCCAAACGACUGAGGAACGUUAUUCCAACGUUGACGAAGAACGUUUACAAUUAUGGCUGUACUGGUAUCUUCGCGCGCCACAAGCUGCUCUUUUCCCUGCAAACCUGCGUGAAGAUACAGCAGAGCUUGGGCAAUGUGAACCAAAAACAGUUGGAUUUCUUUGUCAAGGGCAGCGUGGCCCUCGAGAAAUCGCUCAAAUCGAAUCCUACCAGAUGGUUGCCGGAGUCGGGUUGGGAGGACAUUCUCAAGCUGGCGAGCGAUUUCCCGGAAAAGUUCGAACAACUUCCGGAAGAGCUACGAGAUUGCGAGGACGAAUGGAAAAAGUGGUACGAUUCGGACACACCAGAGUCCGGAGACUUUCCGUGCGAUUAUAGCACGCGAUUGACAUCAUUCGAGAAGCUAAUGUUGAUACGCUGUUUCCGCGUGGAUCGCGUCUAUCGCGGCAUAAUUGGUUACAUCACUGAAAUCAUGGGCGAGCAAUACAUCACGCCGCCUCAUGUAAGCUUCGACAUGAUUUUCGAAGAAAGUAUGCCUACCAUGCCUGUCGUCUUCAUUCUAAGCCCGGGUUCAGAUCCCACUUCGGAGCUGAUGAAGUUGGCCGAUCGGUACGGCUGCGGUGGAGGGAAGUUUAGAUAUCUUUCGCUCGGUCAGAGCCAAGACAAGAUGGCAAUGGAAUUACUGGAGACGGCGAUGAAGCGAGGUCAGUGGUUGAUGCUCCAGAAUUGCCAUUUGCUACUACCUUUCGCGAAGAAGUUGGAAAAGAUCGUGGAGAACAUCGAGAAGCCUCAUCCUGACUUUCGCUUGUGGCUCACCACGGAGCCCACCCCUAAUUUUCCAAUCGGGAUACUCCAGCAAUCUCUGAAAGUGGUGACGGAACCGCCGAGUGGAUUGAAGCUAAACCUGCAAAACACGUACUUCAACAUGCGACCGAAGCUCUUGGAAAGCUGCUCUCAUCCUCUUUACAAGCACUUAAUUUACGUUCUCGCGUUUUAUCACACGGUUAUCCAGGAGAGAAGAAAGUACGACAAGAUCGGAUGGAACGUAACGUACGACUUUAACGAGUUCGAUUUUAAUGUGUGCGUUACUAUCUUGGAUACUUAUUUGACCAAGGCACUGGCAACGAAGGACUCUAAAGUACCAUGGAACAGCCUUAAGUAUUUAAUUGGCGAAGUGAUGUACGGCGGAAGAAUAAUAGACGGCUACGAUCGUCGCGUUUCUUACACCUACAUAGAUGAGUAUUUCGGGGAUUUUCUCUUUGACGAAUUCCAACCGUUUCACUUUUACAAAAACGACAUCGUUGACUACGUGAUACCACCAGAAGGAAAUCGCGACGAGUACUUGCGAUUUAUCGAGGAGCUUCCGCUGGUGAACGGUCCGGAGGUGUUCGGGCUGCAUCCAAACGCCGAGAUCGGAUACUUCACUCAGGCAGUUAAGGGAAUGUGGAGACAUCUAAUAGAACUUCAGCCGCAAACCGCAAUCGUGAGUGUCGCCGGUAUCAGCAAAGACAAAUUUAUCGACAACGUAGCGAAGGAAAUUCUAACCAAAAUACCCGCGCCAUACGAUAUUAGUAAGGUGAAGAAAAAUUUCGGCGUGUCCGUGACACCGACUGCGAUCGUUCUAUUUCAGGAAUUGGAGAGGUUCAACAAAUUGAUAGAAACAAUUACGAGGACGUUGAACCAAUUGAGAAAGGCCAUUGCUGGCGAAAUCGGAAUGGACGUAGUGCUGGAGAACAUUUCCGCGGCACUUUAUAACGGUAUCUUGCCCAAAGAAUGGGCCAGACUAGCGCCAGACACGCGAAAGAAUCUUGCCGGCUGGAUGGACCACUUUCAAAACAGGAUAAACCAAUACACAAAUUGGUCCGGCGCGAAUGAACCUGUGGUGCUCUGGUUGUCCGGAUUACACGUCCCGGAAACUUAUCUGGCGGCUUUGGUGCAAAUAGCUUGCCGCAAGAAUAAUUGGCCUCUUGAUCGUUCCGUCAUUUACACGACGGUGUCCAAGUUCUCCAAGCCCGACGACGUGGAAGAGAGACCAGAUCAGGGUUGUUACGUGUAUGGAUUAUAUUUGGAGGGAGCUAGAUGGGAUAUGGAGAAGCAUUGUUUAAAACGAUCAUAUCCGAAAGUUCUGAUGGAAAAACUUCCAAUACUCACCAUCGUACCUACUGAAGUUCAUAAACUCAAGCUACAGAAUACGUUUAAAACUCCUGUGUAUACUACUUCGAACCGACGAAACGUCCUCGGUGAGGGGUUAGUCUUUGAGGCAAAUUUGGUGACUCCGAAACACAUUUCCCAUUGGGUGCUUCAGGGUGUUUGUCUAGUGUUAAAUACAGAUUAAAAGUUUUCGAAAUUAACAAGAAAAUUCGAAAAAUUUGAAAACUCUGUAUUUUUAAAAAUAUUUCAUUAAUAUUUGUAUUAAUAUAUCUAGUACAUCCAUAUCAGUCAAUUAUUGUAACAUAGAGAUAAAUAACCAUUAAACUACGUUUCUUAACUGUCAUAAUUUUUCAAAUUAUUAAUUUUCAUCAUGCAGAAAUAAAAUAAAAAAAAAGUAGGUCCAUGGAAGUGACAAAGAAUGUCGGAUUUGUCGCGUGUUACGUAUAACAUUUGUUCUGAAUUCAUUUAUGCUAUAAAUAAAUAUAACAAAUAAAGUAAGUUCAUAAUUGUUGAGUAAGAGCUUUGAACGAGCGAUACGCUCCCACCCCUAGAGAUGGCAGCUGCGGUGGCUCGUGUGAGUCGAGCGCCUCUCACGUCUGUGCACAAGCUACGUGUAUGUGUGCGAUCGGCAUUCGGACGAACGUCUUGAGCGAGUCAAGAGCUUUUA
Messenger RNA from Solenopsis invicta (red fire ant), 11784 nucleotides. RefSeq names its product dynein heavy chain 10, axonemal (gene Dhc98D). Lineage: Eukaryota; Metazoa; Arthropoda; Insecta; Hymenoptera; Formicidae. The record is from RefSeq and is a predicted model, not a curated record. Gene Ontology annotation, molecular function: ATP binding; minus-end-directed microtubule motor activity; dynein intermediate chain binding. Gene Ontology annotation, biological process: microtubule-based movement. The transcript has 40 exons. Gene Ontology annotation, cellular component: dynein complex.